CCAGUAGUGAUCCCUUCUGGACAGGACUGGGCAGCACUCCAGCCAUGCUUUUUAUACUGUGCAUUGUAUCUUUGCUACUUAGUCCUGCUUUCUUAUCUCCUGUGCAAAAUGAUCCCUUAUUUAAACAUAUUGAUGACCAUUCACAUGAAUAUAUUCAGAGAUUGAAAGAGUGGGUAGCAAUAGAAAGUGAUUCCAGUGACCCGUCAAAAAGAGACCAGGUUGAACACAUGAUGCAAGUGACAAAGGACUAUAUCUUAAAGAUAGGUGGAAAAGUAGAGAUGGUAGAACUCGGUGAUCAAGAGUAUUCCCCCGGGGUAAAAAUUCCUCUGCCAUCUGUGAUUCUCGCAGAAUUCGGAAAUGACAAAACCAAACCAACUGUUUGUUUCUAUGGACAUAUGGAUGUACAGCCUGCAAAGAAGGAUGAUGGAUGGGAAACAGACCCAUACGUUCUCACAGAAAAAGAUAGCAAACUGUUUGGAAGAGGAACCUCUGAUGACAAAGGACAAGUUUUAGCUUUACUUCAUGCAGUGGAAUCUGUUAUGAAAUUUGACCUUCCAGUAAAUGUGAAGCUAUUUAUUGAAGGAAUGGAGGAGGUGGGGUCAAAUGGUCUUGAAAAAAUUGUUGAAGAGAAGAAGGACACUUUUUUCUCCAAUGUUGACUAUAUUGUGGUAACUGAUACCCCCUGGCUUAGCACUAAACCAGGCAUCACCUAUGGAGCCCGAGGAAACUGCUACUUUUUCAUAGAGGUUGAAGGUGCAAGGCGGGACCUUCAUUCAGGAGGAUUUGGAGGAACAGUAUAUGAAGCCAUGAGUGAUUUAGUGUAUUUACUAGGUGUGCUUGCUGAUGUGAAUGGAAAAAUACUGAUUCCUGGUAUUUAUGAUGAUGUUUUACCUGUUACCGAACAAGAAAAAGAGUUAUACAAAGAUCUUAUAUUCGACCUGAAAGAUAUGCAGAGAGACUCAGGAGUAAGCAAAUUUCUCCAUAGCACGAAGGGUGAUCUACUUAUGCACAGAUGGAGGUUUCCUUCUGUAUCAAUCCAUGGCAUUGAAGGAGCAUUUUCAGGAUCUGGUACAAAAACAGUUAUACCUGCAAAGGUUAUUGGAAAGUUCUCAAUUCGUCAGGUUCCUAAAAUGAAGCCAUCUGUUGUAGAGAAACAGGUAUCUAAUUAUCUGGAAAGCAAAUUUGCAGAACGUAAGAGCCCUAACAAAAUGAAGGUAACCAUGGUCAUAGGUGCACAGCCCUGGUUAGCAAAUAUGAGUGACCCUCAAUAUCUGGCUGCCCGAAAUGCAGUGAGAAGAGUUUUCAAUGUGGAAGCAGACAUGAUCCGUGCAGGAGGUACAAUACCAAUAGCGAAAAACUUUGAAGAUGUUUUAGGAAAAAGUGUCAUGUUACUUGGUAUUGGUGGACCAGACGAUGCUCCUCAUGGCCAGAAUGAGAAAAUAAGCAUGUACAAUUAUAUUGAAGGAACAAAACUGUAUGCAAGUUUUCUGCAAGAACUUGCAUCCAUCUGAUCUAUUGUACUGUUAUUCAUUAUAGAUACUGCUUUUCUGCACUGCAACAUCAUUCAUAUAUGCUAUAUUAGCAACUGUGUAUGCAUUCAUUUUCCGAAUGAAAAAGAAAAAAUUACAUGGAUAUUAGUUCUGUAAACCACAAUAUAAACAAAGGAAAAAGGGUAAAAAAAAACCAUGAUGGUAUAAGAGCCCCUGAUUAACAUAGCCAUUUAUAAAUGCAUCUGCUUUGGCUGACAUACGUUUUAAUGCAUUGUUCAUGAUGUCAUUACUUUAAUGUUUAUGAUAACAUUUUCAGCACAUUAAGGCAAAAAUCUGACAAUGGCAUAUGGCAUAUUUUAACCUUAAAACUGCAUACUAGUAGAAUGAUCUGUCAAUACGCUACAAUUUCUCUGCAAUCCUUCCAAAGAAGGUUUUACUGCGUUUUAACCAUUUAUACUGAUGAUAGAAACAUUACGGUGUAAUAAUUUGUGGGUGUGUGAUUUGAAUAAGGCUUUAAAUUCAAUUAACAAACCUGUGCAUUCUUGUGUGUGAAAAAUAAACAAAUUUUGCAUUUAGCAUA
Molecule: messenger RNA, 2070 nt
Organism: Hyla sarda
Lineage: Eukaryota; Metazoa; Chordata; Amphibia; Anura; Hylidae
Product: beta-Ala-His dipeptidase-like
Exons: 12
Coding region: 45-1511 (488 amino acids)
Biological process (GO): proteolysis
Cellular component (GO): cytosol
Molecular function (GO): dipeptidase activity
Source: RefSeq, a predicted model, not a curated record